Molecule: messenger RNA, 372 nt
Organism: Babesia microti strain RI
Lineage: Eukaryota; Apicomplexa; Aconoidasida; Piroplasmida; Babesiidae
Product: conserved Plasmodium protein, unknown function
Exons: 2
Coding region: 1-372 (123 amino acids)
Source: RefSeq, a predicted model, not a curated record
AUGAUAAAUUUACAUAGCCUAGCACUAAUAAUUCUUAUAGUUUCAAGUGUAAAAACAAUUAAUAGUGACUACAAUCUUGAGGAUUGGGAGAAAAAAAUUGAAUAUACCACGAGUUUUUUGGAGAAAUCAGCGUGCAAAUCUAGCAUUAAACGGGGGGAUUUCGUAGAAAUAAAUCUAAACACAUUUUCAAUACCAAAUACAUCCAGAUCUCGCAUUAAAGCCGCGUUUAUAGUUGGGGAAUUUGGUGUUUUAUAUAUUAACGAAACUAUUAUAGGCAUGUGUAUCGGGGAUGUUAAGAGGAUUGGUAUACCUAUAGGCAAGGGUAAAAUUUUUUACCAAUUCGAAGUAUUAACUAUAAACACCGGCACUUAA